CAGCAAAAAGGGAGUCUGUUUUGCGGGGAUCAAAGGAGCAAUAAUCGGAAGAAGGAUGACUGUAGAUUUUUAUUACUUGCCGCCCAGCCCGCCAUGUCGAGCCGUUAUGAUGCUGGCCAAAGCCGUGGGCGUUCAUCUCAACCUCAAGACCGUCGACUUAUUAAAGGGUGAACACAUGACACCGGAAUUUGCGAAGAUGAACCCUCAGCACGUGAUUCCUACCAUCGACGACAACGGCUUCGUUUUAUGGGAAAGCCGACCGAUCAUGGGUUACCUGGUUUCGAAAUACGCCAAAAACGACGCCCUGUAUCCUAAGGACCCGAAGAAAAAGGGCAUCGUCGACCAGAAGCUGUUCUUCGACAAUGGCACGCUUUACGAGCGCAUCAUGCGAUGCUACGGUCCAAUACUGCGUGGGAAAAGCAAGGAGAUUCAGAAGGCAGACCUGGAGGCUUUGGAAAAUGCUUUCGAAACCCUCGAUACCUUUCUUCAGGACAGUCGAUUCGCUGCUGGUCCCGACAUGACGAUCGCGGAUUUCAGUUUGGUCGCGUCUGUUUCCACGGCCGAGGGCUUCGGCUUCGACGUCGGCCGAUACGAGUAUGUAAAUACCUGGUACAAUCUUUGCAAGAGGGCCAUGCAGAAAUUCGGAUACGAGGAGGUGAACGUAGCCGGGGGGAAAAUACUCGGCGACGUGUUCAGGGCGAACCUGGAGUAGCCUGAAAUAAUCCGGAAUUAUUUAUUCGAUUUCCGGCGAGAGCGCCUUUCACGAGAGGAUCGA
Orussus abietinus is the source of this 775-nucleotide messenger RNA. Its product is annotated as glutathione S-transferase 1-1. Gene Ontology annotation, biological process: glutathione metabolic process. The record is from RefSeq and is a predicted model, not a curated record. Gene Ontology annotation, molecular function: glutathione transferase activity. Bases 56 to 712 code for a protein of 218 amino acids. NCBI's taxonomy places the organism in Eukaryota, Metazoa, Arthropoda, Insecta, Hymenoptera, Orussidae. The transcript has 5 exons.